Alternaria novae-zelandiae is the source of this 2199-nucleotide messenger RNA. RefSeq lists its product as uncharacterized. NCBI's taxonomy places the organism in Eukaryota, Fungi, Ascomycota, Dothideomycetes, Pleosporales, Pleosporaceae. The transcript has 4 exons. Gene Ontology annotation, cellular component: Ino80 complex. The record is from RefSeq and is a predicted model, not a curated record. Gene Ontology annotation, biological process: double-strand break repair; regulation of DNA-templated transcription. The coding region runs from base 1 to 2199 and encodes 732 amino acids.
AUGGUUGGAAAGAAAUCGGGGAGAGCCCAAUUGAGGGAAGAGGGUCUGGAGCGAACGGACAACAACAUGGACCUCACGACAUGGCCCCAAGUUGGCAUGAUCAACCAAAAGAACUACUACACCGAGUUCCUCAAGCGCGACGAACAGUUCCUUGCCGUACGAUACCCCAAGGACGAAGAGAGGGCGCGCAUAGUACAAGAAGCCAGGGAUAAGGAUCGCGCACGCGCGUUGGGGGUGCCAGCAACGGAAGGGGCGACACCACAGGUUGCGGACGAGACAAUGGAAGAUGCCGAGGUCUCCUUCGCAUCAAGAACCGACAUCUCCAAGCUCAUCGUGAUACAUCCUGGCAGCCAGAACUUGAGGAUAGGCCUUGGGUCGGACGCGCUGCCGAAGACUGUGCCUAUGGUCAUCGCGCGCAAAUGGAAGGAGAGUGAGGACGAGGAGGAUGAGGGAGAGCCUAGCCCAAAGCGGAUGAAGGUCGAAGGUGCCGUGCCCGCCGAUGCGCUGCCUGAGAAGUGGUUCGGAGAGGAUUUUGCCGACCAGUACAUGGCCAUGUCAUCCGAACUUAGGACGAGGAUGCGAUCCAACAAGCGACGAGUACUACCCAAUUCGAAAGACCUCGUAAUCAACUUCAACCGAAAAUCACCCCCAGACAUCAUCUCCGAACACAAUGACAUCAACCGCAUCGAGUGGACAGAACUGCCUGCAGAUCCCAAGAAGGCACCGGACUUCUUCACUGGGCACGACGCGCUGCGGAUACCCGAGAGAUCCAACCCGCGAUACAAGCUGUUCUGGCCGAUACGGAACGGCACGUUCAAUGAGAAGGACUAUCGCGACCGUAAUCAGAUCUACCAUGAUCUCUCCAAGAUAUUAGAAGAGGCUUUCCGGAAUCAACUUGGUAUCACCAGGUUAAAAGACCUUGUCAACUACAAGUGCGUCUUUAUCAUACCAGACCUCUACGAGCGACAAUACGUUACAAUGAUACUGGACAUCCUCAUGCGGGAUCUUGGCCUUGGAAAGGUCUGCCUGCAGCAAGAGUCGCUUUCGGCCACAUUCGGUGCUGGCUAUGGUGUUGCCUGCGUAGUCGACAUCGGUGCUCAGAAGACAUCGAUCUGUUGCGUGGACGAGGGCCUUUGUGCCGAGGAGUCCCGUGUCAACCUCAAGAUGGGCGGAGCUGAUGUGACGGAAACGUUCAUCAAGAUGAUGCUUUACGGGCAUUUCCCGUAUGCCGACAUGAACCUGAAGCGGAGAUACGACUUUCUGCUUGCCGAGGAGCUGAAGCAGAAGUUCUGCUCUAUGGACGAAGGCUCGGUCACCGUACAAACAUGGGACUUCCAUCUUCGCGCUUCGGGCCAAGACACGCGGAAGUACACUUUUAAGACGUACGACGAGACUAUGCUUUCUGUCAUGGGUUUCUUCAAGCCUUCAAUUUUCGAGAACGCGCGGAAACUUGAGAACAGGAGGAAGGUCGUGCCACGCUCUGUCGAUCUCUACGACGGCUCACCCAACGACCCCAUCUCGCAAGCACAAAUCGCCAUCAUCGAAGCCGCAGCCGGUAAACCCGUCGUACCCACCAUCAACGGCGCGUCAGAAGCCGUAAACAACACAGCACCCGCCUCAACCCCCCAACGCCCACAGCCAAACCCCUUCAACCUACUCGGUCGCCUCAACGACAACGAAGGCACACCCCGCUCCUCCGUCGCAGGCUCCCCCGGCCCCGAAGGCAGCAACACGCCCAACCCGGACCGCGACACCCCCAUGGGCGACACAGACGGCGCCCCCCUCCUCUUCCGCGACCCCAUCCACGAAAAGACCAAGCUAGCCGAAGCCCGCGACACCAUCCUCCCCAUCCACUCGCUCGACGCCGCGAUCCUAGAAUCCCUCUCCCAAGGCGCCCGCGGCGACGACCGCAAACUGCGCGACUUCUUCGGCGGCAUCAUGCUCGUUGGCGGCGCGUCCAAAACACCCGGUCUACGCGAGUUCCUCGAGAUGCGACUGCGUGAGUUGCGACCGGGCUAUGGUAAAGAGAUUCUUGUGGGGCCGCCGCCGCGUGACUUUGAUCCGCAGGUUGUGGCGUGGAAGGGGGGUAGUGUGUUUGGGCGGUUGAGUGGGCAUGGAAAUGAUGGCUGGAUUAGUCGGUAUGAGUAUGAUAUGUUGGGGGCGAGGCUGCUGAAUAAUAAGUGCAUGUUUGCUUGGUAG